Messenger RNA from Saprolegnia parasitica CBS 223.65, 303 nucleotides. RefSeq lists its product as hypothetical. The transcript has 2 exons. Lineage: Eukaryota; Oomycota; Saprolegniomycetes; Saprolegniales; Saprolegniaceae. The record is from RefSeq and is a predicted model, not a curated record. Bases 1 to 303 code for a protein of 100 amino acids.
AUGCAGCACCCGUCCCAGGGGAACGCGAUGAACGCGCCGUACAACCCGCAGCAGCCCCCGAGCAACGGCGGCCCGAUGAUGGCGCCGAUGAAUGGCGGUGCGCAGCCGCAAAUGGGCAUGAUGCGCCCCAUGUCGUCGAGCCGCCAGCCGAUGGGAGGGAUGGGGUAUGCCGCCGCCGCAGCAGCAGCAGCAACAGCAGGGCCCGCCCGGAAUGCUUCCGCGCGGCGUCAUGGACGGCCCUCCCCAAGGCCGGCGGUAGAGGACAACGAACGACGGAGCCCGUUGUUGUCGUGUAUUUUGUAA